This is a messenger RNA of Bombina bombina (fire-bellied toad), 2475 nucleotides long. Its product is annotated as zinc finger protein OZF-like. Bases 271 to 1743 code for a protein of 490 amino acids. NCBI's taxonomy places the organism in Eukaryota, Metazoa, Chordata, Amphibia, Anura, Bombinatoridae. The transcript has 8 exons. Gene Ontology annotation, cellular component: nucleus. Gene Ontology annotation, biological process: regulation of transcription by RNA polymerase II; central nervous system development. The record is from RefSeq and is a predicted model, not a curated record. Gene Ontology annotation, molecular function: DNA-binding transcription factor activity, RNA polymerase II-specific; RNA polymerase II cis-regulatory region sequence-specific DNA binding.
UCAGGCAAGUUGUCAACUUGAAAUGCUUUACACACAAGGAUUGCAAUGCAUAAUAUGAAUUGUUUUAUGUUAUAUAGAUGCUGCUUGUGGCUCCCUAAUACCAUUACCAUUGAUGUCCCUCAUUUGUUGUUGUUGUUCCCCGAUGUCUCUCUCGCAUAAGAUGAAGAUAACGCUGAUAUAGUGAAAAUUGAGAUAAUAGAAGAUCUGUGUGUGAGGCGUCAGGUGGAAGCUCCAGAUGAUAAAACCAAUGACAUCAUCAACUCAGGCGAUAUGGAUGUGACGCCUUCAGAUGGCUCAGUGGUUGAGCACGGAGGAGAAUCGUAUGUGUGUGAUCCGGUGAAGGCUGAGGAGGUGGAAGUUCCAAUAAAUACAGCUACAGGGCGUCUAGAGGAAAACCUGGGCACUGUGCUAUUAAAUGUGAAGGAAGAGUAUGAGACGGAUGACAUGAAUAGUCAUCAGACUGAAAUACAUUGGUCCCUCCCUGCCGACAAAGAUAAGGCGGAAAUAGUCAAAUUUGAGAUAACAGAAGAUCUGUGUGUGAGGCAACAGCUGGGAGCCCCAGAUGAGGAAACCAGUGACAGUAUCAGCUCAGGCCAUAUGGAUGUGACACCUUCAGAUAGCUCAGCGGUUGAGCACGGAGGAGAAGCAUAUGAUCAGGUGAAGACGGAGGAGGAUGAAAUUCCUAUAAAUACGGCUACAGGUGAUGUUAAGACUGAAGUUACACUUAAUGUUGAACAAACGCAUGAUCUGUAUGUAAAUAGACAACGAGAAGCUGUGAAGCAGGAAAUCAGUGACAAUAUCAGUACAGGUGAAUUUACAAAAUCCAAUAAUCCUACUCAUUGUCAGAGUGCAGAUUCAUCUUUCAAUCUUCUUCAAAACCAAAGAAACCUCAUGAAAAAUGUAUUUUAUGAACGUGGGAAAUGUUUUUCUGGGAAUUCACAUCUUAUUAGACAUCAAAAAAUGAAUUCAGGAAAGAAAGCAUUUUCGUGUUCUGAAUGUGGAAAACGGUUUACCCAGAAAGCAAAUCUUAAUAAUCAUCUGAAAAUUCAUACAGGAGAGAAAGAAUUUUCAUGUUCUGAAUGUGGGAAAUGUUUUACUGUAAAAUCAAAUCUUAUUUCACACCAGAAAAUUCAUACAGGGGAAAAAGCAUUUUCAUGUUCUGAGUGUGGGAAAUGUUUUAGUCGGAAACCACAUCUUACUAGGCAUCAAAAAAUUCAUACAGGAGAGAAAGGAUUUUCAUGUUCCCAAUGUGGAAAAUGUUUUGCUCUGAAAACAACUCUUCAUACUCAUUUGAAAAUUCAUGCAGGAGAGAGACAAUAUUCAUGUUCUGAAUGUGGAAAAUGUUUUACCCUGAAAUCAUAUCUUAUUUCACAUCAGAAAAUUCAUACAGGGGAGAAAGCAUUUUCAUGUUCUGACUGUGGGAAAUGUUUUACUCGGAAACCACAUCUUGUUAGGCAUCAAAAUAUUCAUACAGGAGAAAAGGAAUUUUCAUGUUCCAAUUGCGGAAAAUGUUUUGCUCUGAAAACAACUCUCAAUACUCAUUUGAAGACUCAUACAGGAGAAAAAGCAUUUUCAUGUUCUGACUGUGGGAAAUGUUUUACUCUGAAAUCAAACCUUAUUUCGCAUCAGAAAGUUCAUACAGGGGAAAAAGCAUUUUCAUGUUCUGACUGUGGGAAAUGUUUUACUCGGAAAACACAUCUUAUUAGGCAUCAGAACAUUCAUAUAGGAGAAAAAGCAUUUUGAUGUUCUGACUUUGGAAAAUGUUUUAACCAUAAAUCAAAUCUUAUUUCUCAUCAAGAAAGUCAUACAGGAGAAAAAAACAUUUUUAUGUCCUGAAUUUUACCCUGAAAGGACAUCUUGUUACUCAUCAGAAAAUUAAUUUUACAGGAAAUCUGGGAAAUCAGGGCUUAACCUCAUAAGUGCAGAGGGUGACACACAGUUUUCAUCCACACAAUUUCUAGCAUUCUGAUGAUGACUACAUAUUGUCCUCUGGGGAGGGGGCAUACUUUAGGAGCACCUCAAGAGGUUACAAUAUGGCACAAUGUGUUUGUCAUCCUUGGGUGAUUUGAUAUAAAAAAAAUUGAGUAGAGGUUCAUGGAAGGGAGCUUCUAUGUGCAGUUAUAUAAAAAAGAUACCCAAAAGCACUUAUUCAUAUGUUAAUAAACCAUGAAAUGUAGGUACUGUUGAGUGUGUUAUAGUCAGAUGAUCACUGAGGUGACAGCAUUUCCCUAGCUGGAGUUUAAAUUGACCAGAUGUAUAGGUGUACAGGAAGAGCCCCUAUGUUAACAUCAAAAAGUUUUUACUUUUAAUUUCCAGUUCCUAAAUUCUUUAGAAAUUAUUCUUUAUUUCUCUUUAUUUUAGAAAGGUUACCUAAUACAAUUAUAGAUCCUCAAACAUUUGACUAUAGAGUUGAGAACUAAAAAUAUCCCACACUGUAAUGUUAUAACCUUGUUUAUUAAAAUUGUAAUCAAAAUA